Messenger RNA from Colletotrichum destructivum, 1391 nucleotides. RefSeq names its product Putative NMT1/THI5 family protein. The record is from RefSeq and is a predicted model, not a curated record. Bases 179 to 1213 code for a protein of 344 amino acids. Lineage: Eukaryota; Fungi; Ascomycota; Sordariomycetes; Glomerellales; Glomerellaceae. The transcript is spliced from 5 exons. Gene Ontology annotation, biological process: thiamine biosynthetic process.
UUCUUUCUAGUUCCCUUCUCAUCAUUCUCAUAACCACUCUCACACACAGAGAGAACUCGACAACCACUUGCACACUACCCACCAACUCUAGACCUGGUACGACGCUCGCGUCAAAGAGCCAUGGCAUCUAUCGCAAUGGAAACAUCUACAGAUCGAGCAUCACGCUUGAUCUGUCAACAUGUCGACCGAUAAGAUCACCUUCCUCACCAACUGGCACGCGACGCCGUACCACGCUCCGCUGUACCUGGCCCAGGCCAAAGGGUACUUCAAAGAAGAGGGCAUCCAGGUCGCCCUUCUUGAGCCCAACGACCCCAGCGAUGUCACCGAGAUCAUCGGCACCGGCAAGGUUGACCUCGGCUUCAAGGCCAUGAUUCACACUCUCGCUGCCAAAGCACGCGGCUUCCCCGUCGUCUCCAUCGGCAGCCUCCUCGACGAGCCCUUCACGGGCGUUGUCUACCUCAAGGACUCGGGCAUCACGACCGACUUCCGCUCCCUCCGGGGCAAACGCAUCGGCUACGUCGGCGAGUUCGGCAAGAUCCAGAUCGACGAGCUGACGUCGCACUACGGCAUGACGCCCGACGAGUACACGGCCGUCCGGUGCGGCAUGAACGUGUCCAAGGCCAUCAUCGAGGGCACCAUCGACGCCGGCAUCGGGCUGGAGAACGUCCAGAUGGUCGAGCUCGAGGAGUGGCUCGCCGCGCGGGGGCGGCCCAGGACGGACGUGCAGAUGCUCCGCAUCGACGAGCUCGCCGAACUCGGCUGCUGCUGCUUCUGCACGAUCCUGUACAUCGGCAACGAGUCCUUCGUCGCGCAGAACCCGGACAAGGUCCGCGGCUUCAUGCGGGCCGUCAAGAAGGCCACCGACUUCGUGCUCGACCACCCCGAGCAGGCGUGGAGGGAGUACGUCGACUUCAAGCCCGUCAUGGGCUCGGACCUGAACCGCCGCAUCUUCGAGCGCAGCUUCGCCUACUUCUCGCGCGACCUGAAGAACGUCCGGCGCGACUGGGCCAAGGUCACCGGGUACGGCCGCCGCCUCGGCGUGCUGGGCGACGACUUCGAGCCCAACUACACCAACGAGUUCCUCGGCUGGUCCCUCGACGAGGAGUCCGGCGACCCGACCGGCGAUCAGAAGCGCAUGGUCGAGCUGCAGAACGAGGUCUCGUGCAAGGGGGGCUUCCGCCGCCUGGAGCUGCAGUCUGCGGUCAAGGCCUGAGUGGGGGGUGUAUGAAUGGUUACAGAUGACUUUUCCUUUGUUGUCACGAGGCUUCAUUCUCUUGCCUUGCGUGGUCUCGCCACCUCAUUGCCCAGGUGGCCCCUUCCGUCGUUUCUGCUGGACUGGGAGACUUGUCAUAGUGUACUAGGAUGAAUAACAAAUGCUCCUGGGCACAGAC